CUCUUAUUCUUUUAGCUCUCUCUCUAUAUAUAAAAAAAUGUGUUGGCUAAGUUGGCAAUGAGAAAAUUCCAUAAAAGUUGCUCCUUCACAAGUCAUUUUCACGUUCACUUCCCUGCAAAUCAAUCUUCCCCACUACAACCAUGGAUCACCCAAAAAAUCGAGUCGUAAUUGGUCAUAGUCACCAUAUUAUUAUGUAUAUCAUUCUGUUAUUUGGUCUACUUGUUAUUUCUAUUAUCAUCUUGACUUCACAAAGCAACAUCCCCUUCUUCCCUUUGCAACUCUCAAUCUCCAACCCCUCAAAACCGCUACAUGAGCAGGUGAAUUAUUAUAAAGAUGAUCUUGAACGAGCAUUGGCGGGAGCAUCAACAGAGAACAAGACGGUAAUAAUAACUGUGGUAAAUAAAGCAUACGUAGAAGGAGAUCAUAAUAACAAGCCAAUGCUAGAUCUAUUCUUAGAUGGUUUUUGGCAUGGAGAAGACACCAGGGAAUUAGUGAAUCACCUUUUGAUUGUUUCCAUGGAUCAAACCUCUUAUGAACGGUGCAAAUUCCUACAUCUUCAUUGUUACAAGCUCCAAACGGACGGUGUCGAUUUUGCUGGAGAAAAAUUAUUCAUGUCUCAAGAUUUUAUCAAGAUGAUGUGGAGAAGAACUUUGUUCUUGGGUGAUGUUCUUAAAAGAGGUUACAACUUCAUCUUUACGGACACUGAUGUGUUAUGGCUUAGGAAUCCAUUUCUAAACUUGUACUCGAAUAAAAUUAUAGACCUUCAAAUCAGUACAGACAAGUUCAACGGAAGUCAAUGGUCUGAAGGUAAUCCAAUAAACACAGGUUUCUACAUGAUCAAAUCAAACAUCAAAACCAUUGCAUUGUUGGAUGCUUGGUAUGCUGGAAAAGACAAAGCCACAGGAUGGAAAGAUCAAGAUGUUUUGAUCAAGUUAAUGAAUGAUGGACUGUUCAAAUAUUUGGGCCUUACUGUUAGGUUCUUGGACACCCUUUAUUUCAGCGGUUUUUGUGACGAUAGUAAAGAUGUUAAUGUUGUUGUGACUGUUCAUGCCAAUUGUUGUCGGAGUAUAAGUGCCAAAUUGGCUGAUCUAACGGCUGUCCUUCAUGAUUGGAGAAGAUUUAAAAAUACGCCGAUUGCGAAUCAGACAUCGACAUCUGGAUGGACUCAACAUGUGAACUGUUGGGAUUCUUGGAAAAACUAAUGAAAAAUUUAGGCCUAAUUAAUUUAGAGUCAAUUAUUAUGAUACUAAUACAAUCUUUCUAGUAAAGUAUUACUAUUAUGGAA
This is a messenger RNA of Capsicum annuum, 1285 nucleotides long. RefSeq lists its product as uncharacterized. NCBI's taxonomy places the organism in Eukaryota, Viridiplantae, Streptophyta, Magnoliopsida, Solanales, Solanaceae. The transcript has 3 exons. The record is from RefSeq and is a predicted model, not a curated record. Bases 141 to 1202 code for a protein of 353 amino acids.